GACAAUGAAGGCUUUUAUCGUUUUGGCUCUGUGCGCCGUUUCGGCCUAUGCCGGAAUCGCUGAGGACUUGUGGUUGGAGAAGAACCGAAUUCUUCCUGAAGGUCUGAAGGAUUUCGUGGCCCCGGAAUACGAGGGACGCAUUGUCGGUGGACAUGAAGUGAGCAUUGCUCAGUUCCCGUAUCAGCUGUCUCUGCGCUCGAAUGGAAACCACAUCUGCGGUGCUUCGGUCAUUUCAGCUAACUGGGCUCUGUCGGCUGCUCACUGCACCUUCCCAAUGCCCAAUGUCAAUGCUAUCACUUUCCGUGGAGGAAGCGCUAGCCGUUUGACUGGAGGAGUCAUCUUCCAAGCUGCUCAGAUCAUCAACCAUCCCCAAUACAACAACAACAACCUGCACAACGACGUUUGCGUGAUCCGUAUCACCACUUCUUUCGUUGGAGCUAACAUUGCGCCCAUCACUCUGGUGCCAUCUGGAACCGGAUUCGCUGCCGGAACCCGCAGUAUCGUAUCUGGAUGGGGUCUCAUGCAACAGGGAGGAACUCUGCCGGUCAAUCUACGUGCCGUUGAUAUUCCAGUCGUUGCUCAGGCUACCUGCAACAACCAGUGGGGUGGAAUCAUCCAUGCCUCUAUGGUCUGCGCUGGUGAGCCAGGACGCGAUUCCUGCAACGGAGACAGCGGUGGCCCACUGGUGACUGGAGGACGCCAGUUCGGUAUUGUGUCCUGGGGUGCAACUGCUUGCGGAGGUCCACUGCCAGGAGUGUACGCUAACAUCGGAAACGCUGGAGUUCGUAGCUUCAUUUCCCAGCACACCGGAGUAUCAUUUCUUUACACUCCGGUGUGCUGGGAAAUGAAGCUACGAACUCCAGCGUUUCCGAUGUUAGCGUACACUCCUGGCAGUGGACCUCCGCAAGCAGUUGCGCCCCAGGACACAAUACCGAACUGGCGUCCUCCAGUCACCAAUGGGCCACCGCUGUCUCCGUUGCAGGAAUCACGUCCUGGCUCACCAGCGCAGACCAUACUAUAUUUAACAGAAAAGAAGGAUAUUGGGUUAGUACUUCUGUUAAAUCACCUAAGCAUCUCAGUUGACUUACGAGGCAUGGAUGAUUCCACCCCACUGGUUGUUGCAGGUAGCCUGAGCAACGACUGGAAUAUCAACGGCACAUACGAUACUGCGGGUUCCGGCAGCGAAUCCGGUUCCAGAUGGCACCAGAGUGAUGGGCGCAAUGUUAGCUCCAACGAAAGAAGUGGUGAUACGGAUCACGCAAACGUCGUUGUGCAGGUUGUUGUUGUUGUAUUGGGGAUGGUUGAUGAUCUGAGCAGCUUGGAAGAUGACUCCUCCAGUCAAACGGCUAGCGCUUCCUCCACGGAAAGUGAUCUAGAAGGACAAGUUGCAUAUGUACCUCAGAAUACUUACAGCAUUGACAUUGGGCAUUGGGAAGGUGCAGUGAGCAGCCGACAGAGCCCAGUUAGCAGAAAUGACCGAAGCACCGCAGAUGUGGUUUCCAUUCGAGCGCAGAGACAGCUGAUACGGGAACUGAGCAAUGCUCACUUCAUGUCCACCGACAAUGCGUCCCUCGUAUUCCGGGGCCACGAAAUCCUUCAGACCCUCAGGAAGGAUUCGAAAAUGAAGGUGUUCGCAUUAGUGGCUUUGUGCUUCGUAGCCGUUUCCGCCGGUCCCGAUGAGGAUCUGUGGUUGCAGUUCAACCGGCGUAUGCCCGGUGCAUACCACACGAUGACGGAACCCCUGCCGGAGAAACCUUUCGUCGGUCGCAUAGUGGGUGGCAUCGAUGCCGAUAUUGCCAACUAUCCGUACCAGCUGUCGCUGCGCCGCAAUGGAGGACACAGCUGUGGUGCUUCCGUCAUUUCCGGCCAUUGGGCCCUGUCAGCGGCUCACUGCACUUAUCCGCUACCCAAUGUUGGAAUCAUGUCUCUGCGAGGAGGUUCCAGCAACCGCCUGGAAGGUGGACAUAUCUUCAAUGUUGCCGAAAUCAUCAACCACCCACAGUACGAUGAUUGGAAUUUGGAGAACGACGUGUGUGUAAUCCGUACUACCGAAAACAUGUUGGGACAUAACCACCCACACAUUCACCCAAUCCAGUUGGAUACCGUUGGCAAUUCUCACAAUCCCGGAUCCCGUGCCGUUCUGUCCGGCUGGGGCUUGAAUGCUCAAAAUGUGCUGCCCGUGAUUCUCAAGCGUGUUGAUAUCCCCAAGAUCGAUUUCGUAGACUGCAUGGCUGGAUGGCCAUCUGGUUGGGUCACUCCUGACAUGAUCUGCGCCAGCGAACCCGGUCGUGAUGCCUGCAACGGAGAUAGCGGUGGUCCUCUGGUAGUGGGUGGUCGCCAGAUCGGUAUCGUUUCCUGGGGAUCGACUAACUGCCUCGGCUACCAGCCGGGUGUUUUUGCCCGUGUUGCCUUCCCGCUAAUCCGUAACUUCAUCCACGAAGAAACCGGUGUGUAAAGAAUGAGUUGCUGAAUGGUGAUUCGAAGGUGUAAUGCUCAUUUGAAACUGAAAUAUACUCUACAUAUCAAAAUGAGAAAA
Molecule: messenger RNA, 2536 nt
Organism: Uranotaenia lowii
Lineage: Eukaryota; Metazoa; Arthropoda; Insecta; Diptera; Culicidae
Exons: 10
Coding region: 5-2455 (816 amino acids)
Biological process (GO): proteolysis
Molecular function (GO): serine-type endopeptidase activity
Source: RefSeq, a predicted model, not a curated record